Messenger RNA from Acromyrmex echinatior (Panamanian leafcutter ant), 4464 nucleotides. It is a transcript of the gene hh, whose product is annotated as hedgehog signaling protein. Gene Ontology annotation, biological process: protein autoprocessing; intein-mediated protein splicing; cell-cell signaling. Lineage: Eukaryota; Metazoa; Arthropoda; Insecta; Hymenoptera; Formicidae. Gene Ontology annotation, molecular function: calcium ion binding; patched binding. The record is from RefSeq and is a predicted model, not a curated record.
UAUACUUCACUCGCGCUGUAUAAUACCGAUCAACGGUAUUUGGCUCGCAUAAUCGGUCGUCUGAUGUGCAAAUACCAAUCGCAUUUCUCGCAGACAGAUCGAACGGUAACGAUGAUCAAUGAUCGUGCAAUGUUCGCACAUUCGUAAUCGGUACGAUGCGUUUACGGAUUUUUCUCACGAUAUCUCGUGAAGGUGUCAAAGUGCUCGAAGAGAUAAUAAACAGCCAAUCCACACUCGCAGUUAUCAAUUAACAAUAACGUAAAAAAGGAAAAUAAUUUACUUCGGUGAAUGAUAGUUGGAACGAUAGUUAAUUAUUAUUCAUGUCUAUGUCAUAUAAUUUACGCAUAAUAUAAUAAUUGUCGAAAGCCAAGUGUUUAAAUGUCAGUCUUCAUGAAAGUUUCACAAAAUGUGAGAAGGAAUUGCGAAUCUACGCCGAAGUAAGCCAGAGUACUAAUAGUAGAAAAAGAAAUGGAAAGAAUCGAGUGAGCGAAGAGGAAGAAACUAAAGAAGAAGAAAAGAAAACGAAGAAUUCUACAGCGCUCCAAGUAUCCGUCAAGGUCAUUCUUGUAAGCCUCCCACGCAUCUCGUGUUGCUUUUAUCAUGGGGGUCCUGAUUCGUCCUUUGGGGGUAGAAAAUCAUUAGAAAUCUUCGCGAUGAAUCCUAUAUACGUAGUAUAAUGUUGGAAGGUUUUACAGAGUGAAGAGCCGAGGGAGUGCGAAGAAAGCGACGCACUUCGAUGAAGAGAAGAACGGAGUAACGAGGUAAGACGGCACGAUGGAGAAGAAGUGUAGUCCAAUCGGCGAUAGACGAGAAACACCGAAGAAAGAAAGAUAGUUAAAGAAGAAACUGGCGAAUGGUGAAUAACGAAGAAACAGAGAGAUGAAAGAGAGAGAAAGAGAGAGAGAGAGAGAGAGAGAGAGAGAGAGAAAAGAAGAAUAAGAUGAGUAGAAGAGAAUGAGAGACCGAUCGCGUCUAGCCGAAGAAGAAAACUGGAAGAUUAUCAUCUUUCUCUUCCUUUCUCUCGUUCUCUACCUUUUUCUCCUCUUUCUUUCUCAUACUUUCUAACUCUUUCUCUCUCUUUUUCUUUCUCCCUCCCGUCACGUGCACCUGUCUUCGUUUACCUGGUAGAUGCCUGGUAAAUGCCCCGCCCCGGCCAAUAGAGGUACAGCGGGCCUCGUGACGUCAGUCACGCGUACCAGGAGGCCCUAGGUGGAGGGGCGAGAUCAUCCACCACCACCUUUGGAGGCCACGAAAGCCUCACGGGGACCAGCCCGACCAGCAGCUAACAGCAGCCAGCGGCGGUGGUCUCGCCGGCCGUUUGCCGCGGGGUGGGGGCAGGAAGAGGGGUACUCCUGGACCUGGUCAGACCAAAGAAACAACGCAGGAGUACCCACCGAAACCCAUCCUGCAUUUCCCACCACCGGCUCGUCCGGAAAACGUGCGCUAGCUUCCGGACGUCGUUCGUCCGAGUUCAGUCAAGUGAGUCGACUCGCACGUACCUUCUCUCCGACGAAAACGAUUGCAGAGGGUUCCACUCCGGAAAGGCGGGAGUGUUGGCUUGGCGCGUGCCAGACGAGAAUUUAAAGGGCCCAGUACCGGUAGAGAGAACAUCGAUCGGUCGAGGAAAUUUGCCUUAGGAUAAUACUCCGUGAGAAUUCGACAGCAUUUAGGAUGCAGAAAGAUCCCUUCUCGUAAAUUCUCCGAUUUGGUGAUAUCCACGAGUUGAUGAUAUCCCAGUGUGGUGACCGUAUGUCACCUCCUUACGGUAAUCAAAAGAAAAAAAAAGAGGAUCUUUUUUCGGUCCUCCGAAAGAUAGUAGCCUCGCCGUAGUCAAUUCGCCGAUCGGUCGCGCGCGGAGUUUAACAACGCAAUACGGGGAUCACAUCGGUGGUAAGAGUGCGUGCACGGGGGGUGUGUGAUGCCCUGGUUAUGGUUAAGCGUGAGUGAGGUCAGUGGCAAGAGGCGGAGAAGAAGAAUCGGUAGCAGAACGUCAAGCGGAUUGUCACCCUCGUCAUCGUUGCUGCUGCUGCCGCCGCCGUUGUUACCGCCGUCGUCAUCAUCGUCGUUCUCCCAGCCGUUCUGGAGACGACGAGAGCAGUGACCGCGCAAGGUCGACCUCGAGGCAGAGGCACGCGAUUAUGGUGCACCAUUAUCAUCGUCGCCGCGGCCUCCAGGCGACCCACCACUAUGCCAUUGGGAGUCGCGUAGGCACUUCGCUCUUCCAGGUUAUUCUGUUGCUCCUCAGCCUCUGGCUGCCCGUGCUCGAUAACAGUGGUUUUGCUUUGGCGUGCGGACCCGGUAGAGGCGCCGGCCGACGGCCGAACCUGAGGAAGCUUACCCCUCUGGUCUUCAAACAGCAUGUGCCAAAUGUCAGCGAGAACACCUUACCGGCGAGCGGACUCAGUGAGGGACGGAUUACUAGAUAUGACUCCAGGUUCCGAGACCUGGUACCCAAUUAUAACACGGACAUCAUCUUUAAGGACGAGGAAGGCUCCGGCGCCGAUCGUCUCAUGACACAGAGGUGCAAGGAGAAACUUAACACUUUGGCGAUCUCGGUGAUGAACCAGUGGCCCGGAGUGAAACUACGAGUUGUCGAAGGUUGGGACGAGGAAGGCAUGCAUGCGAUAGAUUCCCUGCACUACGAGGGACGUGCCGUCGACGUGACGACGAGCGAUCGCGAUCGCUCCAAGUACGGGAUGCUGGCGAGACUCGCUGUUGAGGCUGGUUUCGAUUGGGUCUACUAUGAGUCCAGGUCGCACAUACAUUGCUCCGUCAAGUCUGAAUCAUCUUCAGCGGGCAAAUCUGGUGGUUGCUUUCCCGGGAGGAGUCUGGUCCGAACGGAGGAUGGUAGUACGAAGAGGUUGGACGAUGUGCAUCUCGGCGACCGUAUCGCCGCUGUGGAUUCCCGUGGCGACGUGGUAUACAGCGAGGUGAUCGCUUUCUUGGAUCGUUCUCCGUCCGAGAGGAGACAGUUCAUCCGAUUGACGACCAAGUCUGGCCGAGUGCUCACGUUAACGCCAGCGCAUUUGGUGCCGGUGGAGGGUGGUUCGGUGUUUGCCGCCAACGUGCAACCCGGCGACAAGAUCCUCGUGAGCGACGUUGAUGCAGCGAACCAGGUGGAUAGUCGUUUGCGAUGGGACAGUGUCAACGAGACGAAAUUGGUCAUUGAGGAAGGAGUUUAUGCUCCGCUUACGAUGGAGGGUAAUCUCCUCGUAGACGACGUCGUCGCAUCCUGCUACGCGAUCGUCAACAGUCAGUCGCUAGCACAUUACUCCUUCCUACCGCUAAGGAUUUGGCACAGCGUGACAUCCUUUUUCCUGCAAAGGUUGGACGACGUAAAACACUUUGCGACAAGACAUAACGAUAUGUCCAGAACAGAGUCGACGAUGAGAGGAGAGCAAGAGGGCAUCUAUUGGUACGCAUCGAUGCUUUAUUCACUGUCCUUCUACGUGUUGCCAUCGAAAAUGAUCUACAACUGAGAUUCGAAGCAAAAGAAUUCGUGCAAAAUGUAGAGUGAAUCCUUAAAGACAAACUUAAGUGCUCAACGCGAAUGUCACGUUCUAAAGACUUUGGAGCUAUGAAACUUAGAUAUUGAUUAAUCAUCGGGACGUCGCCUUGUCUCUCGAAACUUUUUUUUAUGGAUCGUUGUUGUGGAUUCCGAUUACACGAGUAUCGUGUAUUGAAGAUAGUUAAUGUACGACCGUGGGGAUGGAAUCAUCGUUUCGAGAGAAACGCAUAUAUUUAAUACGUAGAACAAAAGACGUCGUCGUAGGCGAAAGACAUAAAGUUGGCCAGUGACCUACUAGUGUUCACCGAAUGACGUGUAGCACAUAUUAGAUCUUUAGGACAAUAAAAAAUAGAUGAAAAACAGAGCUUUAGGGAAAAUCGGGACUUUUCUCUUCCACGUUUUAAAUGUAUGUAUACAAUAUAUUGAUAUACAAAUAUUUCUUUUCUAUAUUUUUUAAUAUUCGCGAUUCGUGUGCAUCUCGUCCGAUAUACUUGUUUCUAAGAUAUCAAAGGAAACUUUUGUGUCAUGGAAAAAGUGUGUAAGAUAAUUGCCGACUGUUCUAUUGUAAUGUUAUUCCAAAUAAUCUUCUGGAUGUACAUGCGAAUAACGAGAAAGCGUAUUGUAUUUAAAUAUUCUAAAAGAUUAAUUUGUAUAUAUCCUGCUUUUUUAUGUUUCCCUCUUGUUGUGCGCAAUGAGAAAGGGAUGUGACCUGCUUCUUUUAACAUUGCUUGUAUCUCAUAAUUUAAUGUAUCCAAAACUGUAAUUAUGCGUCCGUUCAAUCGAGGUGCACUUUUUUUCUUUUGAAACAAAAUUAGUAUAGAUUUGGACUUUCGAAAGUGCAAAUGAAAGAAAGUGCAAAGAAAAUGCGACUAAAAAAAAAAUAGAUAUUGUCACCCUCAGUCGUGGCAGUAACUAUCGAGUACCGCUGUAUAAUAAUAUUAAGUCGCGUUACUCUC